AUGGAGUCCGGACUACUCACAAAUACUGUGACCGUUUAUCCAGAUAUUCAAUACCAGGAUGUCGGCACAGGCCCACUGCGAUCUGUGCUCCUUACUAUAUGUUUUUCGGGUAGACUGCCAAGGCAGGUUAUCGAAAGGAAUAUCCCUGUCCAGAUCACAGUCUCUAUUGCAGAUGAAUAUGGGACCUUUGCCUUGCCAGUUGUGGAAGCCAUAUCAAUGGAUCUCUGCUCCAGUGCUGGAGAUUUGACGCCCUCAGACAAUGCUUCAGUCUGCAGUCAUGGCCACGAUGAUUUUCCUGUGCUCCUGGAUGACACUCUUAUUCCGUUCCUGCCCCUUCAACACUUUGACUAUGCUGACCAGGCUAAAUGGGCCUCGCUGAUGAAGGAUAUCGAAGCAUGGCUCGUUGAUCAGGUGAAUUGCCAAAUGCAGCUGUGGACAUGGGGAUGCGAUGCAUUUUGGCUUGCUUUCAUUGCGGCAUAUCCAUCAUUCCCAGGGGGCUCGUGGCCGAAGUGGGAUUCCCGAAUUCCUUUGGAGGGUACGUUCAUCAAGCAGUGGUUAGAACGGUCAGGUGAUGUCGCUACGACGGGGGAUCGAGGUGCUAUGAAUGUAUUGCCCGACAUCUGGGCUGAGUUUUGUAAACAUGCUGCCCUCUUCUUUCCUCAUCCUCUCGUCGCUUCUGAUUGA
Messenger RNA from Suillus discolor, 684 nucleotides. RefSeq lists its product as uncharacterized. NCBI's taxonomy places the organism in Eukaryota, Fungi, Basidiomycota, Agaricomycetes, Boletales, Suillaceae. The transcript has 3 exons. The record is from RefSeq and is a predicted model, not a curated record. The coding region runs from base 1 to 684 and encodes 227 amino acids.